CGUAAUUGGACAGGACCUACUAGGUGUAGUUUCUGUGAUCGGGAUGAGACUAUCAAACAUCUCUUUUUUGAUUGCCCGUUAGCCAAGGUACUUUGGCAGACGGUCCACAUUGCUUUUAGUAUUAAUCCACCGAAUUCUGUUUCUGCGUUAUUUGGGACUUGGCUUAAUGGGAUUGAGCCUAACUUAGCGAGACAUAUUCGGGUUGGAGUUUGUGCUUUGCUGUGGACUAUCUGGACUUGCAGGAAUGAUUUGGUUUUUAACAGAAUAUCAUGUAUACAUUUUUUGCAGGUCAUAUUCCGAACUACGACACUGAUCCGUUCAUGGUCGCUACUCACCCAGAUGGAGGCCAGGGAGCAUUUGGUUACUGGGUCUUUCCGCUGGGAGAUGGUAGCUCGGGAUAUCUUCAAACGGUUUGGAUGGCGGUCAUGUAAUAGGAUAGGCAUUUAGAUUUCCUAUCUUUUUUUAGCCAGCCGGUUGUGGCGUCUUUUCUUGGCUAGUUGGUGUUUCUAGCCCCUAUUGGCUUUGGGUGAGCUGUUGGUGCUUUUUUAUUUAUGAAGACCUUUGGAACCAUGUUGACAUUACUUUAUUUGGUUAAUAAGAUGGCCGUAUGCAUCUCUCUGAUGCAGAGGCCGGGGUAUCACCCCUUUUCCAAAAAAAUUAGGGAACUCACAUCUUCGCAUAGCACCACUCGUAGGUUAGCCAUACAAAAUGAGCAGGAUGGAUCUGUGGCUAACAUGAGCAUGCAUCAAGUGAGGUCAUAUAAUGCCACCAUGUGUCAUUUCAGCAUGUUGCCAUUGCUUUCAAACUUUAAAGCUCUACGUGUGUUGGCUUUAGAAGAGUGCACUUUCAUGGGAAGUGAGCAAUUCUCUAUGAAGCCCGAAGAUUCUCCUUAUCAUCUCAAGCAUCUUGAGAGGCUGAUUCACCUGAGCUACCUUGGAAUAUCGGACCAGCUUGAGAGCUUAGAGGUCCCUGAAGAAAUUGGGGACCUAAGGUUUUUGCAGGUACUGGACUUGGGCAGAAGUGGCAUAAAAAAACUGCCUCAAAGUGUUGGUCGGCUAACACAACUGAAGUGCCUGCGCUUUCCUGGUUCUAGCAUGGAGGUGUUGGACUGCACGAAUCUAACAUCCCUGGAAGAGCUAAAAUUGCACACUGUCUCUACAGACUUUCUGAAGGGGCUGGGCAAGCUGAAGGAGAUGAGAGUGUUCGAAGUACUCUUUGAGGAGCAUGAUAAUAUGUUGUUGAAAGAUUUGAUGGGACAUCUUGCCAAUCUGCAAAAACUUCAAGUCAUAAUGGUUGAUUGUUGGAGUCGAGAUUGUAAGCAGUGGUCUGGUUACGCGGGCUCCGUGGCCCUUGGCCACCUCCGUCAUCUGACAGUGCAUGGCCUGCUUCCUGGGCUGCCAGUGUGGAUUAACACCUCAUGCCUCCCGAAUAUACCUG
This is a messenger RNA of Triticum urartu, 1437 nucleotides long. The record is from RefSeq and is a predicted model, not a curated record. Lineage: Eukaryota; Viridiplantae; Streptophyta; Magnoliopsida; Poales; Poaceae.